AUGGCUACGAAGUCCCUGUCUACUCGCAAUGGCCCACCGGGCAAGCCUCCCUCGGUCGGAGCUCCAAAUCAAACUCUAUACGUACAAAACCUUCCAGACAAGUUGAGGAAACCAGACCUGCGUCUCUCCCUCUAUACCCUUUUCUCCUCCUACGGUACCGUGCUCGACGUGGUUGCGAUGAAGACGGCCAAGAUGCGGGGACAGGCUCACAUCGUGUUCCGAGACGUGCAGUCGAGUACGCAGGCCUUGCGGGCUCUUCAGGGAUUUGAUUUCUUUGGCAAGGAAAUGAAAAUUGUCUAUGCUAAGGGCAGUUCGAACGUAAUCGCGAAGCUUCGAGGCACCUACGUCGGCCCGAUCUCCCAGGCUCCUGCUGGUGUCUCUACUGAUCUUCAAAAGUCCAUCUUCAAUGCGCCUCCUGGAACUGCAGUAUCUGCGAAACCGGCUGAAGGAGCUAAUGGAGAGCACCCACCGCAGGGUGUUAAGCGUCCCCGUGAGGAGGAGGAAGAGGAGAGCGAAGGAGAAGCUCCCAUGGAGGAAGAAAGUGAUGUGUCGAUGGAUGCGUCAUCCGAUGAGGACUAA
Molecule: messenger RNA, 579 nt
Organism: Paecilomyces variotii
Lineage: Eukaryota; Fungi; Ascomycota; Eurotiomycetes; Eurotiales; Thermoascaceae
Exons: 3
Coding region: 1-579 (192 amino acids)
Biological process (GO): mRNA splicing, via spliceosome
Cellular component (GO): U12-type spliceosomal complex
Molecular function (GO): pre-mRNA intronic binding; U12 snRNA binding
Source: RefSeq, a predicted model, not a curated record